AUGGCCACGAGCCGUGACCCAGAAUCAACGAAAACCAUUGCCGCUGAUGGUAAAUCCAACAGUGAGAAUGUCCAUGAGUUCAGCGAGCAAACAAAUUACGUACCAAAGCGCGCCAUCAUCACAAUAUUUCUAGCAUGCGCAAGCGUAGAUCUUUUGGCGCUGAUGGAUCAAACCAUGCUGGCGACAAGUUUAUACAUCAUAGGAAACGCCUUGGGCUCAACAUCACAGGUCUCGUGGAUAUCCAGCGGAUACUUCAUAACCUCGACGGUAGGACAGCUCAUGUAUGGGCGCCUAUCAGAUAUUUGGUCUCGCAAAGUCAUUCUUCUCGUGGGACUUGCCAUAUUCUUCAUUGGAUCCCUCGCCUCAUCUCUAGCAGAGACUGUGCUGCAACUUACCGUCUUUCGCGCCAUUACUGGUAUUGGGGGCGGUGGUUUGAUGACGGUUGCGCAACUGAUAGUGAGCGACGUGGUUCCACUGCGAGAGAGGGGGAAAUAUCAAGGUAUCUUGGGCGCCGUGGUCGCGAUCGCCAAUGGUGUUGGACCCGUGGUGGGCGGUGCACUAUCUUCAAGUUCUGAGGAUUCAUGGCGAUGGAUCUUCAGAAUGCAGCUACCUUUGACUCUGAUAACAACGCUGUGUGUAUUAUUUUUCAUGCCACUGAAGAGUGUGCCAGGAGAUUGGAAGCUGAAGCUCAAGGCUGUUGAUUUUCUAGGCAUAUUUCUUGCCUUGGCUGGAAUGACCGUUGUUAUUCUGGGACUAACUUGGGGGGGUCAGGACUACGCCUGGAAUUCUGCUCAGGUAAUUACGACUUUGGUGGUGGGCACGGCAGUAUCUGUCGCUUUUAUGAUGUGGCAAUGGAAGGGCCCUAAAUAUCCAUUGAUACCUUUACACAUCUUCAAAUCCAGGAUCGUCAACGGUGCAUGUUUAACCAUGGCCAUCAAUGGCUGGAACUUUGUUGUGCAAGUCUACUACAUCCCCUCCUUCUACCAACUCGUCUACGGCUACUCUGCCACCAAAGCCGGCGCGAUGCUGCUCCCAAUCACACUUCUGCAGACAGCAAGUAGUACUCUCUCCGGUCUGGUAGUACACUGGAUUGGUCGGUAUCGUGAGUGUAUUCUCUUCGGUUGGCUAUGCUGGGCAGUUGGCCUGGGCUUGAUGUCAACUCUUGACGAGAAUACGGGGAUUGGGAAACAAAUUGGUUAUUCUGUGCUCAUUGGAGCAGGAGUGGGUAAUACUUUACAGCCUGCGCUCAUUGCUACGCAAGCUGGUGUUGAGCGGCGUGAUAUGGCAGUUGUCACAUCAUUUCGCAAUUUUGUCAGGAACCUUGGUGCAACCCUAGGUCUUGCAGUAUGCGGUACAGUGCUGAACAACGUCUUAGCAAGCUCAUUGUCCUCCCUAGACCUGAAUGAUCACGACUCAAAAACAUUGCUAGGAAACCCUCAGACUUUUCUAGACACAGUCUCUACAAGUGAGGCUGAGAGAAUUCGAUCAGUUCUCAUCCCGGCAUACAGACAGGGUUUCCGCAUAAUCUUCCUCACUGGCGCAAGCUUAGCAAGCGUUGCAUUCAUCCUAGCCUUCGUCCUCAUGCCGCAGGUUGAUCUCACUCGUCCGGAUGACUCCCGGUUGAAGGAAGAAGGCCGCAGGGCAUACGAGGAGAAACGAAGUCAAAUUGGGGUGUAG
Molecule: messenger RNA, 1677 nt
Organism: Fusarium sp. VM40
Lineage: Eukaryota; Fungi; Ascomycota; Sordariomycetes; Hypocreales; Nectriaceae
Source: the annotation of a GenBank genome assembly